Molecule: messenger RNA, 342 nt
Organism: Loa loa (African eye worm)
Lineage: Eukaryota; Metazoa; Nematoda; Chromadorea; Rhabditida; Onchocercidae
Exons: 3
Coding region: 1-342 (113 amino acids)
Source: RefSeq, a predicted model, not a curated record
AUGACAAUUGACAUUCACAACGAACUAUACCAGUUUGCUCGAUUUCGUGGUCGACAAUGUGAACUAAUCAACGAUGCUAAUAUUUACUUUUCGCGGCAACAAGGUCAAAUGGAAAUGGCCGCUGUGUCGGGUGUUAUGAUUUCAAUUAUAUUUGUAAUUUUAUUCCUAUCACUUGUAUUCUACUUUUAUAAGAGAUAUAUGAAAUAUGGAAUGCAGGGAAGUAAUUCAUUAUCAACAUUUGAUACAAUGGAACUUUCACCUCCGAUAAAUGCGCAAAAACAAGAUUCGAAUGCAGUAAUGGAUGAUGUUGGGAUUAGUUUAAUUAUAAAAAUACGUAUUUAA